AUGGAGACAUUUGUACUUACAACUCCAUCUGAGGAGACAUUGCCAGUAACUGAACUUGUUAGUAUGUUCGAAACUUAUCAUGAAUUAGAUUAUGAAGAGGAAUAUAAAGAAGAAGAAGAAGAGGAAGAAGAAGAGAAGGAAACUGCUAAGCCGGAAUGGUACGAGUACGAGGAGACCACGAAAUUACUAAUUAUAACAACCACUUCUAUGUCGUGGUAUAAAGUCACAACUGCACCUAUUACAACAAUUAUAAGAUCAGCAUUCACGACAGCAAGUACAACAGAAACAACUAUGAUAACGUCAGAAUUUACCACGAUGUUAAAGGUUGCAACUACGAAAUUGCCUACCACUAAAAUUACUCCUACUGAAAGUACAGUCAUUACCACGGAAACUGUAAUGCUCACUACUGAGAGCCCUAUCACCGAGAAUACUACUACUGCGGUUGAAACCACUACCAGGUUAUUUUUACCAGUUACUACAAAGGGUACCACUACAGAAAUUGUACCAAUUACAACUAAGGUUAUUACUACAGAAAUAGUCCCAACAGCGUCUGAAAGUAUCACCGCAAUUUAUGUAACCACAACAUCAAUAAAAACAAUAACUAUACCUACUACAACACUAGAAAUCAUUACAAGAUCACCCAUUACUGAAACUGAAACGACAUUCCAUGUUUUAGCUGAAAUCACAACACCAAUUACUAAAAUUACAAAUAUUACAACCCCACACAUUACCACGGAAAGUACUACAACUAAAUCUACUAUUGUAACAAUAAAGACAACGCCUGUCGUCGUAACAACUGUAAUAACCGUUUCUCCAUCAACUGUUCCUGCAAUUACUUUGCCUACAACUCAAGUUACAAAUAUUACCACAGGAACACAAUAUAUCACAACCGAAUCUAUCACAGUUGAAAUUCCUGUAACAGCGACGACAGUACCAACCACCGUAACGACGGUAACAACCGAAACCACCUCCUCAAUUACGACACACCAUACAUUUAUUACGAUCGAAGUUACCAAUAUAACUAUGAAAACACCAUUCAUCACUACUGAAACACCAUCCAUAACAAUAACAGAAACGACUCCAAUUAUUGUAACUACAAAGACGACAGAAACAACAUUUGCUGUGAAGGAUGAAAUUACCUUGCCUAUUAUAGAAGUCACAAAUGUUACCACACAGGCCCUGCCCACUGCCACUGAAACACCUGUAGUGACAACAACUAAAACGAUACCAAUUCCUAUUACUACAGAAACAACUGAAACAACAUUUGCUGUUAAAGUGGAAAUUACGUCGCCUGCAGUCAAAGUCACGAAUGUCACCACAGAGACCCUGCCCAUUACCACUGAAACGCCGAUGCUGACUACAACUAAAACGAUUCCAAUUCCUAUCACUACAGAGAUAACUGAAACAACAUUGGCUGUUGAAAUUACGUCACCUACAGUCGAAGUCACGAAUGUCACCACAGAGACCGUGCCCAUUACCACUGAAACAAUUCCAAUUCCUGUCACUACAGAGACAACUGAAACAACACUAGCUGUUGAAAUUACGUCGCCUACAGUCGAAGUCACGAAUGUCACCACAGAGACCUUGCCCAUUACCACUGAAGCAAUUCCAAUUCCUGUCACUACAGAGACAACUGAAACAACAUUUGCUGUUGAAGUUGAAAUUACGCCGCCUACAGUCAAAGUCACGAAUGUCACCACAGAGACCGUGCCCAUUACCACUGAAACAAUUCCAAUUCCUGUCACUACAGAGACAACUGAAACAACAUUGGCUGUUGAAGUUGAAAUUACGUCGCCUACAGUCGAAGUCACGAAUGUCACCACAGAGACCCUGCCCAUUACCACUGAAACGCCGAUGCUGACUACAACUGAAACGAUUCCAAUUCCUGUCACUACAGAGACAACUGAAACAACAUUUGCAGUUGAAGUUAAAAUUACCUCGCCUACAAUCCGAGUCACGAAUGUUACCACAGAGACCGUGCCCAUUACCACUGAAACAAUUCCAAUUCCUGUCACUACAGAGACAACUGAAACAACAUUGGCUGUUGAAGUUGAAAUUACGUCGCCUACAGUCGAAGUCACGAAUGUUACCACAAAGACCGUGCCCAUUACCACUGAAACAAUUCCAAUUCCUGUCACUACAGAGACAACUGAAACAACAUUGGCUGUUGAAGUUGAAAUUACGUCGCCUACAGUCGAAGUCACGAAUGUUACCACAGAGACCGUGCCCAUUACCACUGAAACAAUUCCAACUCCUGUCACUACAGAGACAACUGAAACAACAUUGGCUGUGGAAGUUGAAAUUACGUCGCCUACAGUCGAAGUCACGAAUGUCACUACAGAGACCGUGCCCAUUACCACUGAAACAAUUCCAAUUCCUGUCACUACAGAGACAACUGAAACAACACUAGCUGUUGAAAUUACGUCGCCUACAGUCGAAGUCACGAAUGUCACCACAGAGACCUUGCCCAUUACCACUGAAGCAAUUCCAAUUCCUGUCACUACAGAGACAACUGAAACAACAUUGGCUGUUGAAGCUGAAAUUACGUCGCCUACAGUCGAAGUCACGAAUGUUACCACAGAGACCGUGCCCAUUACCACUGAAACAAUUCCAAUUCCUGUCACUACAGAGACAACUGAAACAACAUUGGCUGUUGAAGUUGAAAUUACGUCGCCUACAGUCGAAGUCACGAAUGUUACCACAAAGACCGUGCCCAUUACCACUGAAACAAUUCCAAUUCCUGUCACUACAGAGACAACUGAAACAACAUUGGCUGUUGAAGUUGAAAUUACGUCGCCUACAGUCGAAGUCACGAAUGUCACUACAGAGACCGUGCCCAUUACUACUGAAACAUUUCCAAUUCCUGUCACUACAGAGACAACUGAAACAACAUUGGCUGUGGAAGUUGAAAUUACAUCGCCUACAGUCGAAGUCACGAAUGUUACCACAGAGACCGUGCCCAUUACCACUGAAACAAUUCCAACUCCUGUCACUACAGAGACAACUGAAACAACAUUGGCUGUUGAAGUUAAAAUUACGUCGCCUAUAGUCGAAGUCACGAACGUUACCACAGAGACCGUGCCCAUUACCACUGAAACAAUUCCAAUUCCUGUCACUACAGAGACAACUGAAACAACAUUUGCUGUUGAAGUUGAAAUUACGUCGCCUACAGUCGAAGUCACGAAUGUCACUACAGAGACCGUGCCCAUUACUACUGAAACAAUUCCAAUUCUUGUCACUACAGAGACAACUGAAACAACAUUGGCUGUGGAAGUUGAAAUUACGUCGCCUACAGUCGAAGUCACGAAUGUUACCACAGAGACCGUGCCCAUUACCACUGAAACAAUUCCAACUCCUGUCACUACAGAGACAACUGAAACAACAUUGGCUGUUGAAGUUAAAAUUACGUCGCCUAUAGUCGAAGUCACGAACGUUACCACAGAGACCGUGCCCAUUACCACUGAAACAAUUCCAAUUCCUGUCACUACAGAGACAACUGAAACAACAUUGGCUGUGGAAGUUGAAAUUACGUCGCCUACAGUCGAAGUCACGAAUGUUACCACAGAGACCGUGCCCAUUACCACUGAAACAAUUCCAACUCCUGUCACUACAGAGACAACUGAAACAACAUUGGCUGUUGAAGCUGAAAUUACGUCGCCUACAGUCGAAGUCACGAAUGUUACCACAGAGACUGUGCCCAUUACCACUGAAACAAUUCCAAUUCCUGUCACUACAGAGACAACUGAAACAACAUUGGCUGUUGAAGUUGAAAUUACGUCGCCUACAGUCGAAGUCACGAAUGUUACCACAAAGACCGUGCCCAUUACCACUGUAACAAUUCCAAUUCCUGUCACUACAGAGACAACUGAAACAACAUUGGCUGUUGAAGUUGAAAUUACGUCGCCUACAGUCGAAGUCACGAAUGUUACCACAAAGACCGUGCCCAUUACCACUGUAACAAUUCCAAUUCCUGUCACUACAGAGACAACUGAAACAACAUUUGCUGUUGAAGUUGAAAUUACGUCGCCUACAGUCGAAGUCACGAAUGUUACCACAGAGACCGUGCCCAUUACCACUGAAACAAUUCCAACUCCUGUCACUACAGAGACAACUGAAACAACAUUGGCUGUGGAAGUUGAAAUUACGUCGCCUACAGUCGAAAUCACGAAUGUUACCACAGAGACCGUGCCCAUUACCACUGAAACAAUUCCAACUCCUGUCACUACAGAGACAACUGAAACAACAUUGGCUGUGGAAGUUGAAAUUACGUCGCCUACAGUCGAAGUCACGAAUGUUACCACAGAGACCUCGCUCAUUACCACUGAAGCAAUUCCAAUUCCUGUCACUACAGAGACAACUGAAACAACACUAGCUGUUGAAAUUACGUCGCCUACAGUCGAAGUCACGAAUGUUACCACGGAGAUCCUGCCCACUACCACUGAAACAAUUCCAACUCCUGUCACUACAGAGACAACUGAAACAACAUUUGCUGUAGAAGUUGAAAUUACGUCGCCUACAGUCGAAGUCACGAAUGUCACCACAGAGACCCUGCCCAUUACCACUGAAACAAUUCCAAUUCCUGUCACUACAGAGACAACUGAAACAACAUUGGCUGUUGAAAUUACGUCACCUACAGUCGAAGUCACGAAUGUUACCACAGAGACCCUGCCCAUUACCACUGAAACAAUUCCAAUUUCUGCCACUACAGAGACAACUAUUACAGUAAUAUAUCCUGUUACAACCGAGGUACCCGCACUUGUAGAGUUAACAGAGGUCUUAUCACCGAUAACGGGUCAUUGGGAAGUUAAUAUUACUAGCCCUUAUGUAAAUGAAACAAUCGAAAUUUUGACAACUGAGUUGACUGUAGAAACUGCUAAAACGACUGAAUUUACUGUAACGACAAUCGUGUCCCCUAUCGUUACAACGACCGAAGAAGAAGUAUAUGAAAUAUAUGAGGAAACAAUUCCUAAAGAGGAGUACGAAGAGGAGGAGGAAGAGGAGGAGGAGGAGGAAAAAGAAGAGACAUUCAGUCCACCUUGGUACGACUAUGUAGAAGAGAAUAUAACAACGUCGACGCCAAAAAUUGAAACACCUACGAAAGAAAUUAUACGAAUAGAAGUUACAAUUAUCAAAGAAGAACUAAAUAUUACAACUCCCUUUGUGACUAUUCCUGAAAUUGUAUCUAUUACUUUAACGCCAUUAUUUAUUGAGGAAACAACAUUGAAAAGUCCAGCUAUUGAAACAACGACAGAAAAACCCAUUGGGAUAGAAAUAACUGAAAAGUCUAAUAUCACUACUUUGAAGUAUACGCUGCCUCCUACUCUGAAAUUCACUACGGAAUACUUGCCAGUCGAUUAUUUGGAAGAAAAUAUUACGAGACCGGCGAAAGUUACAACAUCCAUACCCAUAACUUCUACAAAGAUAUCGAAUAUUACUAAAGAAAAAGUUAGCAAGCUACCUAUUUCUCCUGAAUUAACGUCACCUAUGGUGACAGGCACGACGAAUCAAGAACAAAAGAAACAACAUCAAGAAGAAAAGAUAGAAAAGUUAAUAGAAGAUCUGAAAGAAUUAGAACAAACUGCGGAAAUAAUUAUAGAUAGAGAGAAAAAGCUGGAUAGAGAAGAGAAAGAUUGGAAAAUGGAUAUGGCAAGACGAAUGCACGAAAUCUUUCAAAAGCAAAAAGAAAUGAAAACCGCUUAUGAAACCAAGUCUUCCUCAACAACAGGAACUGAACGUGUCACUGAAGAACUGCCAGUUUUACCCAAAACAACGUCUCCGCUUAAUGCUACGGUCCCCCAAACUGAUGUUGUUCCAAUGAAACCAGAAAUGACAAUAAGUCUUGCAAUGACGACAAAAGAUGAACUCGAGGCAGAAAUUGAAGACUUGAAGAAGAAAUAUUCUGAAAAAGAGAAAUGGCUGAAGGCGCGAGAAAAGGAAUUAUUAGAAAGAGAAAAGAAGUUUCAGAGGGAGAAAGAAGAAUUUGAGAAGAAAAUAAAGGAAAUGGAGGAGAAAUUAGCGAGGGGGGAAGAAAUUUCAUUGACCACGGAACCCUAUUAUGAAGGACCAAUGCGUACAACGCCAUCUUUCUCGCAGGUACCACCUACUGAAAAAACGACAAUUGAAAUUCGAGAAACAACAGUAGCGGAACCUAUAAAAGAGACUAGUGUGAGAAAAAUCGUCACACAGUCUCAUGAGGAAGAAGAGGAAGAAGAAGAACACGAAGAACGGGUGAAAGUAAAAGACACAACGAAGAUAUGUUUGAAUGUUUUAAAGUCAAAACCUUUGGAAGAACAAGCUGAAGGUUUAGUGACGGGAAAACUUUGCUUACCGAUCAGUCCAGAUAAGUUGGCGUCCAAAGAGCAGAAAACAAAGAUCAGUGGACUGCACCUUAGAGAACACGAAUGGACUGAAAGUGCAUUUACGAAGGGUCAUGAAGAAUCGCAGACAGAAUUCGAGGAGGAGGAAAAUCGAUUUAAACGAAACAUUCCUCAGAGAGAGAAUGUUUGUCCUGAAUUUCUGAUUAAUCAAUUUACUAAUGGAAAUGAAGAUAUAAAGACGCAGAUUGAGCAGCCAUUUUCCAAAUAUGGAAAUCGUAGCUUUCGCCUUACGAAUAUUUUCAUGAUCACCGAAGCGUCAAAGACCACUGAGAAGAGUUAUUGGAAAAUUAGUAGUAACAGAUAUAAGGUUAGAUCUAUGUUACAAAUUAUUGAAGUUGAAGAUAAAGAGAAUGAGGAAGAGGACGAAAUAAUUGUGAAAAGAGAUGAAACAGGUGUUGAAAAUUGUUAUUACGAGGAUCAAGUCGAAAGAAAUCCGAGACAAGACGAAAGCACUUUCCCAGGUACAACGGAAAGUACAGAUGAUGAAAUCGAAGAGGAGACUGUAAAAUCUGAGAUUGAAUCGAGCGAAGAUAAUUCGUUCAAGAAUGAUGCAGAUAGGAAAACAGAAUCUGUUCCGGAGGAGGAAACGUAUAGUAACGAAGAUGAAGUGGAGGAAGUAACUGAAGGCCAACGUAUUAAGGAAAAACUAAGUGAAAGAAAGUACAAAGAUAAAGAGAAAGAAAAAGACGGUAAAGGUGAGAGUAAAGAAAAAUCGAGACAGACACCUGGUCCGGAAUGGCCAACCGAAGCUUUAACCGCUUAUCACGUAGGUGGUACUAGAAUCUGGAUGCUAGAGUAUCCAGAACGCGAGUUUUCGGAAUUGAAGGAAGGCGAACAAGACGUGGGAAACGUCGGAGAACGACCACUCGAGGCAACGACUUGCUACUAUGUUAUUCUUGAGAACGAGGAGGGCAGUCUCGAAAAUCCCGAGAAAGAUUACGAUAAAGAAAAUAGCUUUGAAUCAUCCUUGAAAGAGUAUAUUCCAAAUGCAAACGACCAAUAUCCCAGGUACAGAUAAAUCCUGACGCAAAAAGUCAGCAAAGGAGGAUACAUAAAUUUCACGAUAAAAAUUCUACUGUUAGGAAAAAAGUGAAGAAUUACCAUUUUUUUAACUACAAUACUUCAUUCUCGAUAAAAUACAUACAGUGACUCACAAAAAUAUUUGCGUAGCAACAUAAUAUAUUGAAAGCAAGUUUCUAUAAGUCUUGAGAUACUUUCAUGUGCCACUGUACAUAAUAUGUAUUUAUCAGAAACGCCAAGAAAGAAUAACGGAAAAGCAUAAAUCAGUAAAAUAGCAGUAAGAUGUAGCACCUAAUGCUAACAAGUUGUAAAAUUUGUAUAUAUGUAUAUAUAUGUAAAAGAGUAUAUUAAUAAAUUUAAUUAGAAAAUUCAUUUUAA
Bombus terrestris (buff-tailed bumblebee) is the source of this 7775-nucleotide messenger RNA. RefSeq names its product mucin-2-like. The transcript is spliced from 2 exons. Lineage: Eukaryota; Metazoa; Arthropoda; Insecta; Hymenoptera; Apidae. The record is from RefSeq and is a predicted model, not a curated record. The coding region runs from base 1 to 7395 and encodes 2464 amino acids.